Molecule: messenger RNA, 2227 nt
Organism: Planococcus citri (citrus mealybug)
Lineage: Eukaryota; Metazoa; Arthropoda; Insecta; Hemiptera; Pseudococcidae
Exons: 6
Coding region: 535-1467 (310 amino acids)
Source: RefSeq, a predicted model, not a curated record
UACAGUGGUGGCAAAAGCAUCAGUUUCGGCGCGAUCCUCUCGAAAGCUUGACGUUUUCGUGUAUCGUUUUCAUCUCGGCUGGAGUUCGUUACGUAAAUAUUUUCGUAAUUUUUCUCGUCUCGUAAUAAUUAUCCAUUUUCUAUUCUUUUCUUUUCUUCAAAACUCGAUUAUUUUUCGCGACCAAAAAAAAAAAUAUCGCGAUUGCUGUGUGUAUAAUUUAAUUGUGACGAGUAAAUUUUUUUUAAGUACAUCGCAAUAAAUAUAAUCAUGUACCUAUUAUCUACUUAUUUACUCAUGUAAAAUGGUGCUUAAUGACAAGUUCCGGAAAAGUGUCCGAGUCGCCGGUCGUGUGCUUCGGUGUGGAUGAAUAUUGCAUCGUAAUUUAGUCCAAAAAUAUUGGGGGAUUUGGCUCGAGGGGGCAGAAGUAAAAAAAAAAAGAAAUGGCGAAAUGUUCCGAAUCGAAUGAUACGAGAUAUCCGAGUCGUUAAUUUUUUAUUGUGAUCGUUUUGUUUAUACGAUUGAUUCCAUUGAAGCAUGUUGAAAUACGACGAUAAAUGUUGGUCGUGGUACCGUAACUUACAUCUAGAUAGUCAAUCGUACUGCAGAAUGUUUAGGAUUAUUUGGUUCUUAUGGUUGUUAUUUGAUUACCCGAUUUGCGAUUGCUUGAAAGAUGUUACCAUUGAAGUACCAGUGGCUGUUGCACCGGGAGAUACGGUAAAAAUGCGAUGCCUUUAUGAUUUAGAAAAUGAAUCAUUAUACACAGUCAAAUGGUACAAAGGAAGGCAAGAAUUUUAUCGAUAUGUGCCCAAAGAAUUACCACACACUAGGGUUUUUCCUCUACCUGGUGUUAAUGUUGAUGUUAGUUUAUCGGGAUCAAAUGAAGUAGUUUUAAGAGAUGUACAAAAAGAUCUAGCUGGUAAAUACAGAUGCGAGGUAUCAGCCGAUGCGCCGUCCUUUCAUACGCAGGUGGUGUCUUCGCAUAUGAACGUUGUUUAUGCUCCAGAUGGCGUACCAAAUUUAAUGCUGGAAAAGAGUCAAUAUUCUAUCGGAGAUACCUUAAAAGGAAACUGUACCUCGCCUCCUUCCGUACCAUCGGCCAAUAUCACUUGGUACAUAAAUGGUAAACAGAUGAAUACAACUUUUGUGAAUCGCACCAAACUAACGCAAAAAGAAUUAGAUCUCAAUGUGACCGACUCGUUUCCAGAAUUAUGGGUCACCAAAGCUGGCCUACAAUUUGAAGUGAAUACCUUUCAAGUGCGCCAGCUACGGAUACUGUGUAUAGCAGAUCUGUUCCAAGUGUUUUCGUCCAGGACGGAAGUGAUUCUGUCUGAAGAAAAGCCCAAGUUGGCGUCCAUAUUGUAUACUAGAGGAGCGGCUUCAUAUGGUCGAUUCAUGCUGAGCCAGCACCAUUUACUAAACGUCUUACUGAUCAGUUUCAUUUGCUGUUUGGUGGGUCUUUGCAGUUAAUACGAUCUACAUCCUGUAUAAAGACUACUAAUUUUUUUUAAAAAGAUAAAUUUUUGUUACCUAUGUAAAUUCAUACCUUUUACAAUGUGAACCUCUGAACUCAUCUCACUCUUCAUUACCUCAACUACUCGUAUUUGAAUGUAGUGGAAGAUAAUGAAGAGUACGACGAGUAGAUAAUUAGCUAAUUUAUCGAAAAUUUCCCCCUUUCCUAUUUUUUAUUUGUUUUCGUUUCGUUUUUUUUUAUUAUUAUUAUUAUUUCAAUUCGAAUAAUAUUUGUGUUUUUAUUCCCCGUGUUUUUUUUGUUAUUGUUGUUAAAUCGUGUACCUAACUUGAAAAAAAAACCUAUUAUGUUUUGUAAAUAUUGUCAUUUUGUAAAUACGGUACCUACGUAUAAAUUUAUGACUUUGUUUACACUCGUGAUUUCUCAGCGAUUUAUGUAUCUGUGCAAAUGUUUCGUUGUAUGUGUGUGAGUGUCUGCGUGUAAUUUUGUUCCUGUUUUCAUUGCGGUACUACGUAAUAUGUACCUACGAUGUAAUAAAUGUAUGACGCCCCCUGUGGAUUUUUUUCCUACAUUGCUUUUUGUGCAGCGCGCUACUAAACGAUUUAAGCAACAAGAGUAUAUAAUUUUAAUGUGUAUUUUUAAAACGUGAAAAUCAAUUAUGAAUUCGGACGAAAUACUAUAGUGUUGUAUGUUAUGUAGUUUUAUGUUGGAAAAUUUGUAUCUAUUUAUAUAAUAAAUUUUAAUCUGUCAUGUGUUGAA